Messenger RNA from Ordospora colligata OC4, 543 nucleotides. RefSeq lists its product as uncharacterized. The transcript has a single exon. The coding region runs from base 1 to 543 and encodes 180 amino acids. Lineage: Eukaryota; Fungi; Microsporidia; Ordosporidae. The record is from RefSeq and is a predicted model, not a curated record.
AUGAAGAGCAGUAGCUUUGAAAGGCGACUGUUUGAGAGGUAUGGGGAAGGGCCUAUACCGAAGGAGGAUGUUGGAAUGGUUCUUGAAGAGGCUGUUGCUAACAAGAUGAUAGAAAGAGGCGAGAUCAAGGAUUACAAAAGUAGGGAGUAUGAGGUUGCAGAGCUAUUGGGGAUGAUAAGGGGAUGGCGAACUGACUUUUUGAAGGAGUCAUUUAGUUUGAAUGAUAUUUCAUGCCAGGAAGAAAGCAGUGUUUUAGAGAGAAGUGAAAUUGUUGACGAAGGGAUGAGAAGCUGUAGUGCAGAUUGGAGAGGAGAGUCGUUUUUGAUGAGGGACGAGGAGCUUUUGUCGUCCUUGAGAGACAAGACACGAAUGAUUACGUCUAGAGGAGGGCUUAAUGGAAAGAAGAUGGCAAGGAAUGUUCUGAAGGCAUGGGAGGAGUAUGAAGAACGGUAUGCUCGAGUGAGUGGAAGGAGAUAUUGGUAUUUGUGUGUAUUGUUGGUUGUGAUUCCAUUGUAUUGUCUGUAUGUUCCAAGGCCAUUUUAG